GGGUCCCACUGGCUCCCCCCCUCCCUCCUCCCUGCGUCACCGGGAGUAAGAGGGAGAAAAAAGUUUGGAGACAGAGUUAACAUUCAAAAUGCAAACUUCACUCAAGAUCAGUCUGCUACACCAACCUAAUACUUAAAGCCAGUAAAUAUUACCAGGAAGGAGAGCAAGUUUGUUGACUUCUGUUACCUCCACAUGACAGGUUAAUAGGUUUCUUUUUGAGUUCUUGGCAAUGUUUCCCAGCCCCAGCACGUCCACUCCCUUCUCUGUAAAGGAUAUAUUAAACUUGGAGCAGAGUCAUGACGUUAUGGUGUCUUCCCUGGACGUCUCUUCUCGUAUGGACUGCUGCACCGUGUCGACCUCCUCCUCCUCCUGUAUGCUGGCCCGCCUGAAGCAGGAGCCUCUCCGGGACAUGUCGUCCUCCGCAGCCGCCGCAGCCGCCGCCGCCUCGCUGUUUGGAGAAGACCUCCACGAGUCCAGAGCCUGCAGAGGCAAUGCAUUCAACUUUGCUACUACCUUUUAUGGGAAAUCACUUAUGCAGAUGGAUGUAGUUAAGGAUGGGAAAUCAGACGCGUUUGAGGGGAAACGUAGAAAAGAGGAGUUCAGUCCUCCGACCGUGCCCGUGUUGGACAUAAAACCCGAGGAUUCGGACCGACCCAAGACUCGAAGACGCAGGAAGCCGCGUGUCCUCUUCUCCCAGGCGCAGGUGUACGAGCUGGAGCGUCGCUUCAAGCAGCAGAGGUACCUGUCCGCCCCCGAGAGAGACCACCUGGCCGGCGUGCUCAAACUCACCCCGACCCAGGUUAAGAUCUGGUUCCAGAACAGGAGGUACAAGUGCAAACGGCAAAGGCAGGACCAGAGCUUGGAGAUGGUGUCUCUGCCGCCGCCCAGGAGGGUGUCGGUGCCGGUGCUGGUGCGAGAUGGGAAGCCUUGCCUGGCGGCAGACUCAACCACCUACAACCCCUCCUACAGUAUGGGUCACAUCAACCAUUUCACUUACAACAACUAUCCAGCUUUCAGUAACUACACCAGCCCCGGCUGCAACACAAACUAUGCAUGUAAUUAUCCUGCAGCCACAAUGCAAACUAUGCAGGGAUCCUCCAACAACGGGAAUUACAUGAACUUUGGGGUAGGGGACCUAAAUAAUGUCCAGAACACAUUUUCCUCCAGUAAUGGGGUGUCUUCGUUACAUGGCAUUAGGACAUGGUAG
This is a messenger RNA of Micropterus salmoides (largemouth bass), 1207 nucleotides long. RefSeq names its product NK2 homeobox 5 (gene nkx2.5). Gene Ontology annotation, biological process: cell differentiation; regulation of transcription by RNA polymerase II. Gene Ontology annotation, molecular function: DNA-binding transcription factor activity, RNA polymerase II-specific; RNA polymerase II cis-regulatory region sequence-specific DNA binding. NCBI's taxonomy places the organism in Eukaryota, Metazoa, Chordata, Actinopteri, Centrarchiformes, Centrarchidae. The transcript has 2 exons. Bases 230 to 1207 code for a protein of 325 amino acids. The record is from RefSeq and is a predicted model, not a curated record. Gene Ontology annotation, cellular component: nucleus.